AUGACGGCUCCCACCGCACAAUGCCUGAAAAGGCUACAAAUUGAGUUGCGGAAGCUCAACGCGGAAGGGGAGCUGCCGUUUCGGGUGGGUGCCGAUCCACAGAACAUGCUGCGUUGCUACUUCGUCGUGGAUGGACCUGCCGACACACCAUACGAGGGUGGCCGCUACGUGGGGCUCAUUGAGAUCCCGUCUGACUACCCGUUCAAGCCACCGAGUGUGCAAAUGUGCACCCCGAGCGGGCGGCUCAAGACGGGCAUGCAGAUUUGCCUGUCCAACAGCUCCUAUCACCCCGAGAACUGGUCCCCGAUGUGGGGGCUCCGCACCAUCCUCAUCGCACUCGUGUCUUUCUUCGCUUCAGAGGAGCCGACGACAGGCUCGAUGAGCGCCACCGCUGAGGAGCGACGCAAGUAUGCGGCGAGCAGCAGAAAGUACAACGUGAAGCGCCUCCAUGCGGUGUACAAGCGCGUGUUGCCCGACGCCUUUGCAGCGGACGCAGCCUUCAUCGAGGAUGAUGACAUCUCUCCACAGGGUGAAGACAGUAGCAGCAACAGCAGCGGUAGUGAGGAGGAGGCUACUGAAACUGAAGAAGCGCCGGCAGGCGCGAAAUCUGAAGCCGCUGCACAGGAGCGUACGACUUCUCGCGAGACAGCUCCCGUUCCGACUAAGAAAACCCCUGGUAACGGAAAAGGUGAAGCUACAGACACUGUGGUGGCAACCGCCUGUGCCGCUGCCCAGAAGCCCCGUCGUCAUCAUCAGGACAAGAACACUUCUGGCGCCGUAGCCCAACGAGGCGGUCAGCUGCAGUGGCGCCGAUACGCUUCCCUCAUUGUUUUGUUUGCUAUUGGGCUGGGUCUCCUGCGACAACUGCUGUGA
This is a messenger RNA of Leishmania braziliensis MHOM/BR/75/M2904, 873 nucleotides long. RefSeq names its product putative ubiquitin-conjugating enzyme e2. The transcript has a single exon. The record is from RefSeq and is a predicted model, not a curated record. The coding region runs from base 1 to 873 and encodes 290 amino acids. Lineage: Eukaryota; Euglenozoa; Kinetoplastea; Trypanosomatida; Trypanosomatidae.